GAGGAUCUAAAUGGCAAUAGCUUCUUUCGUGACGACCACAGCAACUAGCACAGAACCACCCUUUCCUUUCGCUCCACUCUCUCACCAACCGGUCAACUCAGUCCUCGACUCGCAGUCAUCGGCGCCGAUCGUAGACUUCCAGUGCGGUUAUUGGAGACCUCGGUUAUUGGAGACCUCCGUAAGUUGCAGAAGUGCUAUGGAUACACAUGAUUGGAGGGCUCAAUUACUUCCUCAUAUUCGCCACAGAAAAGUCAAUGAAAUAAUGAGUAUAUUGAAAUCGUAUCAGUCUGACGGUGAUGAUGAUGAUGAAUUACUUGAAUUUCUAAAAAGUGCACAAGGUUUUGAGCAGAAGACUUAUGCUGGCGCAACUAGCCAGGAAGAUUAUUUACAGAAAAUAUCUUCAAUGUUGCAGUUAAUAAGUGAAAAGUAUUGGACGGCUGGACUGCAACCUGAUAGUCGCGGAAGAAUCAUCAACAGAAUAUUGGAAACAUUAAGAAGACAUCUUCCUGUUUCUGGCCAAGAGGGAUUAGAUGAACUUCGUAAAAUUGCUGCAAGAUUUGAGGAGAAGAUUUACAAUGCAGCAACGGGCCAGGCUGAUUAUCUUCGGAGAAUAUCAUUGAAGAUGCUGACAAUGGAAAAUAGAGGCCAAAACACCAUAGCUAACUCUAUGCGAUCAAACCUUGGUGACAAUGGUGAUGGACCUUCAGAUACAGGGUCUGUUACUGUUAGGCGGGCUCAAGUGCUUGGAGGGCAGGUGGCACCAUCAGAGGGAGAGAGAAAUGCUUCAGGAAGACAAUCUAUAAGAAAAAGGAAGCGGCCUCAGUGGCUAGCUGAUUUUGUCACCAAUCUAUAGAUAGCUGAUUUUUUUUUUCCUUUGUUUUUUAUCGAUAGCUGUAUUUUCAUAUACUCGUUGUCUCAUUUCCUCAGGCCAUUGCAAAUAAUGUGGACCAAAUGUUAAUGGCCAGGCCACUAUUUCGAUUGUAGUGUCCUCUGUAUGUCCUCUGUAGUGUGUCGUUUUGCAAUAUUGGCUUAUAGGGCCUUUGAUGUAAUGACUAAUGAGAAGGAAUGCUUGCAUAGGA
Molecule: messenger RNA, 1079 nt
Organism: Prosopis cineraria
Lineage: Eukaryota; Viridiplantae; Streptophyta; Magnoliopsida; Fabales; Fabaceae
Product: mediator of RNA polymerase II transcription subunit 15a-like
Exons: 8
Coding region: 11-853 (280 amino acids)
Biological process (GO): regulation of DNA-templated transcription
Molecular function (GO): transcription coactivator activity; chromatin DNA binding
Source: RefSeq, a predicted model, not a curated record